UAGUAGUAUCUUUUAUUUAAACUAACGGAAGCCGGGAAGGGAAAAGCUGAGUUCCGCGUAAGUGUGCAGGCUUUGACAAAAAUGUGUUCAGUUAUUCACCUUUAGUAAUUGUGUUCCUUAAGAGGCAAACAAAGACCUCCACUGAUGCUGACUGGAUGCAGAAAUCUCCUUUGGACCUUUUUGUCAUUCACAAAUAGAAGAUACUGGAGCAGUAAAUAUUUAAACUCCCAUACUGCACUUUGUUCUUCAGCCUUAGCAGCAUCAUCCAUUCUCCCAUCUUUCCCUUUACCCAGUAAGAGCUACAGCUCCCUGAAAAGCAGACAAAUCUCUCUUCACUAUCCAUCAGUUCACCUCUCCUCCACCCGCUGCCUUUCUAGUUCUACUUGCCACACUGGCUUGAUGGAGUUAAAAGACAUUCUGCAGGUGUUGGAGCAGCUGGCUCCUCUGUCACUUGCUGAAUCGUGGGACAACGUCGGCUUGCUGGUUGAGCCAAGCAAAUGUAGACCAGUUACAACCAUACUGCUGACCAACGACCUCACAGAUACCGUCAUGGAGGAAGCAGUGGCUGUCAGCUGUGACCUCAUUAUUUCAUAUCACCCACCAUUGUUUCGGCCAAUCAAACGACUGGUUCAGAAAGACUGGAAGCAGCGAUUAGCCAUCCGGGCUGUUGAGGCUGGGAUAGCAAUCUUCUCUCCUCACACAUCAUGGGAUAGUGUUAAAGGAGGCGUGAACGACUGGCUGGUCGGGGGCCUUGGCAGAGGUCAGGUGUCUGUUUUGAGUCAAGCCUUUGGUGGCGCCUCUCCCAAUCACAAACUGGAGUUCAUGGUCAGGAGCACAGAGGAACUUAAUGCUGUUAUGGAGGAGCUGAAGGCUUGCGAUGGUGGAACAACCCUACAAUAUUCAGGCAGCAGCGCAGACAACAGUGGCGUUCGUGUCAGCAUAACCUGCAGUGACUCAGCACUGACCCCGAGUGUCCACACUCUGUUACAACACAGCUCUCCCAGCCAGUCGCUCAGUAUCCUCAAGUUGGAGAAGCCACCUCUUCCAGGCCAUGGCCAAGGCCGACUCAGUGUUUUGGACCAGCCGGUAACUGUGGCAACAGCCAUCCAGAAGAUGAAGUCUCAUUUGGGUUUAAGUCAUCUCCGGCUGGCUCUGGGAUCAGGGAAGACUCUAGAGUCGUCUGUGUGCGUGGUGGCUGUUUGUGCUGGUUCUGGAGCCUCGGUGCUGAGUGGAGUCAAAGCAGACCUCUACAUCACAGGGGAGAUGUCCCAUCACGAAGUUCUGGAUGCAGUGGCAAACGGAACCAGUGUCAUCCUCAGCGAUCACAGCAACAGUGAACGAGGUUUCCUGGCUGUGUUCAGGGAGAGGCUUGCUGCGACUCUUCCUGACAGCGUAACAGUGGUGGUGUCGAAGGCAGACAGGGACCCUCUGGAGGUUGUCUGACCCACUCAGUUUGAAGUUGAACUUGUUAGUCUGUUGGAUGAUACUAAUCCAAACUGAUGUGUAUGACAUGUUUGCAUGAAAGCUCUUGCAGAUCUUGCACAUGCAGGCUCUUUAUGUAAUCUACAGCUGUAGAGGCGUGCAAUGAUGCAAAGUGCUACCUUGGUACAUUAUUUACAUGCACUGUAUGUUUGGCAAGCACUUAAUAAAAAUGGAUCCUGGUUGAUAAAAAUAGAUUGUGUGAAU
Molecule: messenger RNA, 1686 nt
Organism: Melanotaenia boesemani (Boeseman's rainbowfish)
Lineage: Eukaryota; Metazoa; Chordata; Actinopteri; Atheriniformes; Melanotaeniidae
Gene: nif3l1
Product: NIF3 NGG1 interacting factor 3-like 1 (S. cerevisiae)
Exons: 7
Coding region: 145-1443 (432 amino acids)
Cellular component (GO): mitochondrion; cytoplasm
Source: RefSeq, a predicted model, not a curated record